Messenger RNA from Podarcis raffonei (Aeolian wall lizard), 358 nucleotides. Its product is annotated as ATP synthase membrane subunit K, mitochondrial-like. Bases 94 to 273 code for a protein of 59 amino acids. The record is from RefSeq and is a predicted model, not a curated record. The transcript has a single exon. Lineage: Eukaryota; Metazoa; Chordata; Lepidosauria; Squamata; Lacertidae.
GAGGAGAAAGCAGAUUUGCAGUGUAAAAUCAAUCCACCUGUUGAGGAGAUAUCUGUGUUUAAUCACAUUUGAGAAACAUUUGGACUAGUAGUGAUGGAAGGGCACAAUGCUGGGUCACAACACCAAUUCACAAGGUUUCGGAAAUACUUCAGUACCUACACCAUAACAGGCAGAAUAAAUUAUGUUAUAGCUACAUAUGCAAUGCUUGCAAGUAUCAUCCUGUAUUUUAAACUGAGGCCUAAGAAGAAAACUCCAGCCGUGACACAGAAAUAAGAUGGGUUGACAUGUUGACACUGGACCAUGCACGUAAUAUAACUAGUAGAAGUUGAUGUACACUUCAAUAUAUCAUGAACAAUGA